Messenger RNA from Platichthys flesus (European flounder), 8285 nucleotides. It is a transcript of the gene ripor1, whose product is annotated as RHO family interacting cell polarization regulator 1. Bases 313 to 3735 code for a protein of 1140 amino acids. The transcript is spliced from 25 exons. Lineage: Eukaryota; Metazoa; Chordata; Actinopteri; Pleuronectiformes; Pleuronectidae. The record is from RefSeq and is a predicted model, not a curated record.
UCAGUAGGAGAGCGGACAAAGUGUUAUCAACUGUGACAGUGGAGAUGGCGGAAGCAAAGAGGGGAAACAUACCCCACUAGAGAGAAGAGGAUUGAACUAAAAGAGAAGGCAGCUGAGUUAUUCCCAAUGCUCAACAAAAUAAGAGAGACAGAUGUUACAGGCAGUGACAAAGUCAAAGAAAGGGUAGCAAGAAAUCUGAAAGUAUACGGACCCAAGAGUCAGUCGGUUUUCAGUGAGCAUUGAGUGCCUGUUCCUGGAACAGGGUGGGACCAUCUCUAGGAAGACUCAACUUCAACCACCGCAUCGACGACCAUGUACAGUGGAUAUGGAGGGAGUCCGUCCCGAACUCUCUCAACCAUGUCCCUGUCCGUUCGCCCAGUCAGACGCCUCACUUCCAGAUCCAUCACUAGGAGCCAGAGUUUUACUGGAGUCAACAACUACGACAAGCCCUACAGGAACCUCUCGUUGUUCAGCACACCAGGUCUUGGUAGAAAGCCCAGCAGAGCCAGCAGGAUGUUCACUAUGUCCUCCAAGUCUAACCCACCACCAAAAGUUCCACAACCAGAGCGACUUGAUAAGGUCUAUGAGGCACUGAGGAAAGGCCUUCAGUCUUACCUGCAUGUUCAUCAGAUGGACUUGGACAACCUCAGUAGACAAAUGAAAGAAUCAAAGAGGAACUCCAGACUGGGUUUCCUGUAUGAACUAGACAAGCAAGUGAAGGUGACUGAGAGGUACAUAAGACGACUGGAGUUUCACCUCAGUAAGAUCGAGGAGUUAUAUGAAGCCUACUGCCUGCAGAGGAGACUCCGGGACGGAGCCAACAAGAUGGUCAAGGCGUACACUGCCUCUCUAAGCAGUAAGGAGGCAAGGGAGAGCUUAACAGAAGCCAACAAAGGCUACAAAGAGUACACUGAGAACAUGUGUGUGUUAGAGAGUGAGUUGGAGAACCAGCUGGGGGAGUUCCACAUUAAGAUGAAAGGUCUGGCUGGAUUUGCCAGAUUAUGUGCUGGUGACCAGUACGAAAUCUUUAUGAGGUACGGUCGUCAGCGGUGGAAGCUCCGAGGCAAAAUAGAGAUCAAUUCCAAGCAGGUGUGGGACAGUGAAGAGAUGGUGCUUCUGCCGCUCGUCAAUGACUUCCUCUCUGUAAAGGUGACAGAGCUGAAGAGCUUAGCCAAUCACGUGGUUGUGGGAAGUGUUUCCUGUGAGACUAAGGAUCUGUUUGCUGCACUGUCCCAGACAGUUGCUGUGGAUAUCAAUGACCUUGGAACUGUUAAGCUAAGCCUCGAAGUCACCUGGAAUCCUUUUGAUAAAGAUGAUCAGGGGUCAAUGGCGAGCUCUGUCAACAAGGCCCCGACUGUCAGUAAGAGAUUAUCAACAAUCUUCAACCAGAGUCCCCCUGACACGCCGUCCUUACGUGAACAAGCCUUUUAUUCUCUGCCUCGGAGUCUGACCAGGCGGCAGCAUUGGCCACUGUUGGACAUCUUCAGAGACACACUUAGCCAGAGCUGUUCCUGUAGUGACAAGUCACCAACAAGACAGCCCACUGCAAACAUGCUGCGUCGUCAUGAAGAGUUAGAGAAUGGAACAGCGUGGUCAAAUUCUUCUGAAUCCUCUGAUGACUCCUCUAGCCCUCAGCUAUCUGCAGGAGGUCCACGCAACGCGACACAUCAUGAGGCACUGCUGGUGACACCAGAGAUUCAGCCAACUGCAAAAGAAAGAUCCUCCCCUCCGCCUGACAUCUCAUUCAGCCUCAGAGACUCUUCCUCCCAAGCUCCAAAAUCCACCUAUAUGGUAUGCUCCGCCAGUGAGGUUGCCAACACCACCCAUCACCAAACAAGGAGCAACAGAGAAGAAGACAAGGGGACAGCCACUGUGAUGAGAAAACAUUCAGACAGUGAAGAAGAGGAUGCAGGGAAACAGCCUCCCACUGCAACAGAGGAUGGGUUGGUGACCAAUAGCCACGCCUCACACAGUUACUCACGCUUUCUGAGCCACAUUAGUGAAAGUAGCUCCGAUGCUGAGGGAUCAGGGGAGGAGAUUUCUUUGGCCUCUGGGAUCUCCAUCAAUGACAUUGAAACGGAGCUGCCCAGCAGAACUCCUGAGUUACCUAGCUCUGCUGCGAUGGACACUGACAUGUCACAGAGGAGUCUUGAUGUCGUCGAAGAAAUCACAACAGUGAAUGAUGUCCCAGAUCAACAUCCAAUCGGGUUGCCACAGGAAACAUCCAGCUCUGUCCUCACAUCAUUCUUCCCUAGGACUGAAGGAAUUAACUCUAGCCCUCCAUCAAAAAUGAACACACUCCCACCCCUUGAGUGCAACAUAGUCCCAGAGAGCGGGGAUGGGACAUAUUUAGCCCGGCAGGUGUCGGUGGAGGAGGAGAUGCCAUGUGCAAAUGCAGAUUGUCUGUCCAGAGAGGGUGAUGGUCCAGUGGACUGCGGGCUAGAGGAUGCCCUGGCAGUUGUAGUUUCCUCUCUGGAUGAUUACAGGGGACAGUUCCCUGAGUUACAACUACUGGAGCAAGAGCUGAAGCUGAUGCAGGUUACACUGAAGGGUGGAAGGCACAGCCGUUCACCCAGUGCGGUUAGCCUCACAGUGGAAACCGCUCUGGGCAGCUUUGAUUUCCUCAACAUGUCUGACUGGGAGGAAGAUGAGGAGGAAAGGAGUGACAAGAGGAGCAGGAAUGGCAGGUCUCUGCAGGACAGAGGCUGGGACAGCCCGUCCUCCCCCACCCUCCCCCUCACUACAGGCUGCACUACUCUAGACAGCUCCCUGGUGGUCCACUUGAAGAACUGCAAUGCACAGUUGCUGCGUCUGGGUACGUUUGGGCCUUUGCGCUGUGGAGAAAUGUAUGCCUUAGACCGACUGCUGCGAGAGGUUCGAGUGCUUGAAAACAUCCGUCGUAUCACCAAGGACAACCCGAGACACCUCAGACAGCCCGAUGAAGUGAUACCUCAGUUAGGCCUGUGCCAAGGUGCUGUGUCACUAUGGCAACAGUGUGUGGGGCAGGGAAGCAAGUACAUCGUCUCUGCUGAGGACCUCCUGGAUACGUUGUCUACAGCCUUCUCCAGCAUACUGGCAGAGAUGGUCAGCAGCAUGGCUGACAAAGUGUUCCUGUGUCUGAUUGAGCGAGUGCUGGAUCAGAGGUUACCACGGCGAGGCAGCAGCAGAGAUGGAGUGAUGGUGACGUUGUUCCAGCUCUGGAGUUACAUAGAGGCUAACGUCAUCAGUGACAUGGAAACACACAUCGCUGAACUGGCAGAAGAGGUGUGGUUGGUGCAGAGGCUGGCAUCGUCUGACCUGGACGUGAUCAUUCACACUUUGCGGCGUCCUGCAGAGUGUAGCCUGAGAAGAGAAGGACUUCAUGCUGUGGCAAAGUUACUGAAAGACCCACGAGGCAAAGUGUCAGCAUCUGCCAGCUCUGUACUGAGAAGCCUGGCUGCCCAGCCAAGACAGAGAGAACAGGCUUUGGUCAGCUGUCUGGAGCUGCUUGAGGAUGAGAAAGUGGACACCAGAGUGUGUGGAUGCAAGGCCUUAGCUUGUCUGAAGGCUAAAGAAAGUAUCGAUCAGUUAGUGUAUCUUUGUCGGACAGACAAGGAGGAAGUCCGAGAUGCUGCCAAACAAACACUGCUCGUCCUCGGAGAGGAGGGGAAGAUGGCCCACAGACAUGUGGAGACGUCUCAGGACAGUAUACCAAGACUCUUCGCUCCAGGAAGCAUGGCUAGCACAGCGUUCUAACACACACACACACAUACACACACACAAACACAUAUCUACCCCAUUACUAACACUGGAAGAUCAAAGGACAAAUAGAAUUUGAUAUACAGUAUAUACACUGACAGAGAGGAGCCAUAUCUAAAUUAAGAAUGACACCUCUGCUUAACACUGGGCAAAGAUUCACGUAAGCUACAAAUACAUUGCUGUAUUUUAUAUCAGCCUGUGAUAAAUACUCCAAGAACAUUGGUUAGACUGUAAAAAUGCUGGGAAGAAUGAAUAGUGUGAGCAAACUGGACAGGAGGGAUGGAUGAAGAGAGGAGCAGUAGAAUGAAAUUGAUAUGAGAACAGGGAAUAAUGUGUCUGCAUUGUUUAAAAUCAUAUUCAACUCAGAUUACUGGGCAAUGUCUUUCCACCACUGUAAUGUUCAUGGUCCAGACACAUAUAUAUAUAUACUCUUUUGAAAUAUGUCAAGAAAAGACAACUUUAUAAAGCUUUAUCAGAUAAUUACUCUUUUCACAGCUUUCAAAUGCCAAAAUAAAUAUUUAGUUUCUUGUGAUUAGUGAUAUGAAAGUUGGAUUAGUUUUACUUUUUUUAUAACUUUUUAUUGGUUACAUGGUGAACCAGCAGGCAUACACAGAAAUAAUAUUAAAUUCUAGCUCUGCAUAAAACUACUUUCAGCUUACACUGCCGUGUUUACUUAAGAACUGGAGGCUGUUUAUACUGUGCUGCUCCAGAUGAACAGUUUGGUCUGUGAUAUGUCUGCAAACUCAACAUUAAUGACACUAAAAAAGGCUUUCCCAUACAGCUCAGCCUUCACUGUUGCCAACAGCUCUACCUAUGCUUGUUGUUUUCAAGUUUUGCCAGAUGGCUGUUGAGACCUCUCUGGUUGUAAUCAAGAUCACUUAAGACCGCCUCAGUCGAACGCUGUGCUGGUUUUGAGACAGAGUCAAGGGACUGAUAUAGCUCAAUUUAAAUGGAAACCCCAAAAAACGUAUUUAGUCUAUAGUAAGCUUUUAACUACUGGAUAUAAACCUAGUUGUCUUAAAUGAGGACACUUGGUUGUUAUGUGGAAAAGACACUAUGGAAGAUAAACUUGUCAUUGACAUUGUAGAGCAGUUAAGGUGGCAGCAGGACUGCAGGCUGCUGUGAGGCAAGAACAAUCAAAACACAUGCACGACUGAGACAACUGGGAGUAUGUUUCAAGACCAGUUCUACAGCAGUGACUUGCAACCUUGUUAAGAGGAAACCUUCCUCAAGCCUUAUCAUGAGUGUAUAUAAAUAGUGACUAUAAAUGUAUCAUUACAUUCUCAAAACAAAGACAUGAACUAAAGGUCCACAGGGACAGAGAUAUCACUAUGGAGUUUUGGAUUCAAAAACAGGUUCAGAAAUAGUUACUGUUUGCUGUAAUUCAUCUCCCUAUCUGUUAUGGAUGUGACAUAAGUGGCAUUACUGCACUUAAACAAACCAGAUGGCAUAACAUAUUGUGUCACUAACUGGCGUCACCCAUAGGAGGAGAUUAAAAGACUACCUCCCUGACCCUACUCGUGAGAACUCUGUUCUGGGUCUGUAGUUUCGACACGUGAAAAGUACAGAAAGGGAUACUGGUGCUCACUUUCAGUCAGAAUUGCAUUGUGUUUGCUAAUACAGAAAGUGACAGACAAAUGUGUUUGAAAAAUGAACACAGGUGGAUAGAAACAUUAAAACCCUGCUUACUUCCACUCAUCCUCAAACCUGGCUAGUCUCUGCAUGAAGGUGGUGUGAUGAGUAUUCAGUGGCUACGGUGGUUUGAAAUGCCGAAAAACUUUGCGAGGCCCACUGAUGCCCCCCAGAGAUACAAACGUCCAGUCCUUGUGCAAAAAUACAUGCCUCAGUGAACAUGAGGUUAGCAGCCUUCCCUCUGGUAGCACAGCAAAGACUCUUAUUUUACUGCAUCGAAAAAGAGAUACAGGAAAACACAGGAUACACUACAUGCGGAUUGCAAGAAAGAUAAUCCAUGUCCCACAUCUGCUAACACAAAAGAUUAAGAAGAGAAUGACUCACACUGUAGUUCUGUAUAAAAAGCUUGAGACUGUUUCUGCAGAGAAUGGUUUAAACAUUACAGCACCAUUGCUCUUUACAAUUAUCACAUACCUUAUUCUAAAUGAAAAUACAUGACUAUAUGCCACUGGGAUUUAUGAGAUGCUGUUAAAAAUGAUGAUCGACAUGAAUUCACUGUCACGGUCAGUGGCACUACCACUGACAUAUACCUACUGUCAAUGAGGCUGCAAUCUGUCUGGAGUCACUGUAUUACUGUGACAGACUGCUGUGGGUAAUCUGUUGUUUGAGAAGGUAAAUAUGGAUCACCAGGAGAGGUUUAUUCAAGUCCAGGAUGACUUCCAUUUAAAGUCAGGUCAAUAACAGCUGAAGCUCAAACAGUUAUUCACUGAUGUAUUUCAAGUAAACUGGUCCCAGACACAGAUCAUUAUAUUUAAUGGCCAUACCAGUGAUCACAUCUGUAAUUUACCUAAGUAACUUAUAUCUGCAGUUAUGUACUGAUGACUUCAUAAUUACAAUAUAGAUCUAUCAUAAUUGUUAACAAUUAUCUCAUUAUUGUGUGUUGUGUUGUCCUCACAAUGACUUGUUGGUGUGAUGGCUAAAGCUUGUUUCCAUUCAAAAGAACACAGCUCUUUCUAAACCAUAUGAAUAGGUCAAGAAUGUGGAUUUUGGUCUGUGGUAAAAAUAAAAAGAACAAAGUUACAGAAUGUGAUGUUUAGUAAAUGUUUUUAAAAAAAGAUAGAAACACGCCGAUAUCAUAUUUAUGGUGGUCUUAACAAUUGAAGCAUCUUAACUUGUUUUUCUCAUAGUCCAACAGGUCACCCACUCUGAGUUUGACGUGUAAAAAUGCCAAAAUGUCCAGCCCUGUGACUCCAGUUGUUCUGUUUCUUGUAAUCCUCUUUCUUUGGUUUCAAAGUGACCAUGCUGACAGUGAUGCUGCCAUUCUGCCUUUUCUUAUUUCCUGAACACCGUUACUGUAAGGUCAUCUCAGAAAGACCACUGGUGAUAUCAUUACUACAGUGGUAGUAUAUAGACGUGUCCUGGUUGCAUGCUGUGUACUAGUUCUAUGGUGUUAAGAUGAUAUAUUUAUGUUGACUGUGCAUUGUUCUGCCAGUUGAAGAUAAAGCAAGAUAAAUUAAAGCAAAUACUAUGUAGGCUAAUUCCUAAUCCAUUAAAUAUAAUCUAAGAAAUAGUCAAUGGAUCCAUGCAAAUUAGUUUAUUCUGAUGAAUUAUAAUAUCUCAGGUGACACAGGAGCCACUUUGACAUGUUGCUAAAUUUACAGUCAAACAAAACAUUUCAUUAGCUUCCGCUGUUAGCAUGCUGCCACACCAAGUUGGUGAACAACAUUCUAACUUUGUGAACAUGUUAGCAUCAUGAUUUUAGCAUUUAGCUCAAAGCUCAACUGUACAACUUCAGUUUUUAUAUAAUUUUUUCUUCUUUUCUUUCUGUGUAACAACAGAAUAAUUCUGACUGAAGACAAGUUUUAAUUGUAACCCAAAUUGUAAACAAUUACCAUGUUUAACAUUCUACAUGUUUCAAACUGGAGUUGGAUUCAGUGGAGUGUAUGCAAACUGGACACGUCUUUGGCCUAUAAGCAGUUCCUUAUGUUCAAUGUGCCAAACCUUGGUUAGAUGGUGUCAGAAACACUGCAGUGUCCAUACAAAACAACAAAUCAGCAGUAACUGUGCUUGUAAGGAUGAAAUCAAUCAUCUAUAACAGAGGAUAGGGACAUGUCUUAAAAUAUGUUCCGUGAAAUCUGAGCUUGAAGUCAGAAUCCUUAGAUUCCUGAAUAGGUUUUAAAUCAUCAGAAUUUGAAAGGAAACACCUUGAAAGUAGAAACCUUGAAAGCAUUUAAGAUUUCAAACUGUGUACCUCUAUGAAUUAUUUUUUACAUAUCCUUAAUCCUCUUGUAUGCAGUACAAAUGCAUUUUUUAAAAGCAAUAAUGAAUCAUUGUUUUGUUGUCUCCCUUAAAAGAAACAGAUAUUCAUAUAUUAUUUUCAGUUAGAGGGAGGAUGAUCAGACAAUCUGACUUUUUAUUACAACACAUUACAAGCGACUGCAAUGUUAGAGAUGAUAAUAUAGGUCUGCUGUCAUGGGGGACUCUGACUCACUGUUGGUAAAUAUGAUUGCUACCACUGUAGGCAAUUUAUUAACCACAAUAAGAUUAUAUAGGACAGAAGCAAUCUGCAGCUAUAUCUCUGCAUCCAUAAAGCAUUUUGAACUGUUUAAGUGCCUCAAGGUUUGAUAGUAGCAGAGAUUUAAAAAUGAAAAAGAUGAAAAAUAAGAUAGAUCCUUUAUUUAAGAAUGAAGACGGUGUGAAGCUUGAGAAAAAUACUGUAGUAUAUACUGUACACUGUUGCAUAUAUACAUUUUACAAAUGCUAGUGUUUUGUUAUUUUUUUUCUGCCACAAGCUUGUUUAAUUGUGCAGCAUUGGACUGGAAAUGUUCUAAUAUUCUUUUCUUUUUUCUAAAAAAUAAAGUGUCCAGGUAUGCUGGUGUCAAAUAUACAAUCUAUUAAACAUGUGUUCAAAAAUA